AUGGUUGGCGGGAGCAGCAAACGCUCUGCGGGAGCUUGGCCGCCGCCUUCAUCUCUGGGCAUACCCCACACCUUCCAAGUGCACACGUACACCCGACCGACAGUAUGCCGCCUCUGCAAGAAGCUGCUGCGAGGACUGUUCAAGCAGGGCAUGCAGUGCGGAGACUGUCACUACAACGCUCACCGCAAGUGCCUGCCGUUCGUGCCUAAAGACUGCGGCGCGGAAAUAAGGGACGCGCAUAGUGAAUACCAGGACAGCUGCAGCACUGGAUCGGAACUAUCAGAAAACGCGCGGCUUCCCGACGACGAAUCUGAUGAGGGAGCAGAUGGCGUCACCGACGAUACCGAACAAGACCUUAGAAGACGUGCGGAGGACUUGGAGGAACCGCAAAGGGACAUCCUGCCAGAUCGGUCGGCAAGUAGACCUAGCAGCUCGUCUUCAUCGCCCAGCGCCAAUAUACCACUCAUGCGUAUUGUACAAUCCGUGAAGCACACCAAGAAGAGGGACGGGCAGUGGCUGAAGGAGGGCUGGAUGGUGCACUUCACUAACAAGGACAAAACGAUCAAACGCCACUACUGGCGGUUAGACAGCAAGUCUAUCACCCUCUUCACGUCCGAACAAGGCUCCAAGUAUUACAAAGAGAUCCCGCUGAAUGAGAUACUAGCUGUGGACACUGCCAGACAACCGCACUCGGACGUGAUGCACUGCUUCGAGCUGCGCACGGCGAACGUGGACUACAUGGUGGGCGUGGAGCAGGCGGGCGCGCCGCCGCCGGACUCGGGCGUGGGCGCCUACCUCGCGCGCUCCUGGGAGACCGCCGUGCGCCAGGCGCUCAUGCCCGUCACGCACCGCGGAGGUACGUCCGUUACCCAACGUGCUCAUCCUGGAAUUCCAUCGAUGCGGAGGGGGGCGAUGCCGCCGCGGCGGCGGGGGGAGGGUGCGGAGGGGGAGGGCGCCGAGGGCGAUGGUGAGGGCUGCGGGCGGGCGGGGCGCGCCGCGGAGAUGGCGCAGCUGUACCAGAUCUACCCCGACGAGGUGCUCGGCUCCGGCCAGUUCGGCAUCGUGUACGGCGGCCUGCACCGACGCACGCAACGACCCGUCGCGAUCAAGGUCAUUGACAAACUCCGAUUCCCUACAAAGCAAGAAGCGCAACUCAAAAACGAAGUUGCGAUCCUACAAAACUUAUCACACCCGGGCGUCGUGAACUUAGAACGAAUGUUCGAGACCCCCGAAAGAAUAUUCGUAGUCAUGGAGAAACUGAAGGGAGACAUGUUGGAAAUGAUUCUAUCUCACGAGAAGGGAAGACUUACUGAGAGAAUAACCAAAUUCUUAGUGGCACAGAUUUUGGUAGCAUUAAAGCAUCUCCAUGAGAAGAACAUAGUCCACUGUGAUCUGAAGCCAGAAAACGUAUUGCUGUCGUCCGAUGAUGAGUUCCCUCAAGUGAAGCUGUGUGAUUUUGGAUUCGCCCGAAUCAUUGGAGAGAAAUCAUUCCGACGCUCUGUUGUUGGCACGCCCGCUUAUCUUGCCCCGGAAGUGCUUCGAAAUAAAGGUUACAAUCGAUCGCUGGACAUGUGGUCAGUUGGUGUCAUCGUGUAUGUAUCUCUGUCGGGCACUUUCCCUUUCAACGAAGACGAGGAUAUCAAUGAACAAAUUCAGAACGCAGCCUUCAUGUACCCACCGACCCCUUGGCGAGAAAUAUCCGCGGAAGCGAUCGACCUGAUCAACAACCUGCUACAAGUAAAGCAACGCAAGCGGCUGUCGGUGGACAAGUGCGCGGCGCACGCGUGGCUGCAGACGCAAGAGGCAUGGCGCGACUUGCGCGCGCUCGAGCAGCGUGUGGCCGUGCGCUACCUCACGCACCCCAGCGACGACGCGCGCUGGCAGUGA
Messenger RNA from Parnassius apollo (apollo), 1887 nucleotides. Lineage: Eukaryota; Metazoa; Arthropoda; Insecta; Lepidoptera; Papilionidae. The record is from the annotation of a GenBank genome assembly.